AUGGUUCUCGGCUUUCGCAAGAAGGCUGCGGCCGAGCCCAUCGAGGCCCCGGCGUUGCCAACCUCGGUUGAAGACAGCAAGAAGCAAGCAGAGACUACUGGAGUCGCGCAGACCACUGGGCUCAAAAAGUUUCAAAAAGCCCACCGAUGGGAUCUCAAUCUGCCUGUCCAGAAGUUAGCCGCUGUCGAUACUGCCGUGGUCAGCGACGACCUUGAAAAGAAGCUCAAUGUCGAGCAUACCUUACUAGAGGAAAACUCACCAUAUCCCGAAGUUGCGGCUACUGUUCGCAAUUAUGACGAAGAGGCGCCUUGCAAUACCAUUAGAGCUUGGACAAUCGGUCUGCUGUUGACCACCAUCGCAUGCUCUAUCAACAUGUUGUUCUCACUCAGAAAUCCUUCCAUCUCGAUUACGACCUACGUAGUCCAGUUAGUCGCAUAUCCCCUGGGACGUGGAUGGGAUCUGAUAAUGCCAAAAAAGACCUUUAAUACUUUUGGUUACAAAUGGAGCUUCAAUCCUCAUCCGUUCAAUAUGAAGGAGCACACCAUCAUUGUUGUUAUGGCCAAUGCCUCCUUUGCGGGUGGUGUUGCGUACGCCACGGAUAUUCUUCUGGCGCAAGAAGUGUUCUACAAACAGUUUUUUGGAUGGUGGUUCCAACUUCUACUCGUUAUAACAUCUCAGAUGAUUGGGUUUGGAAUGGCUGGUAUCGUCCGUCGCUUCCUCGUUUGGCCCUCGGCCAUGAUCUGGCCCUCCACCUUGGUGAACUGCAGCAUGUUCUACGCGCUACACGACCACAAAGAAUCAGACCCCGCCGAAACUAACGGAUGGUCAAUUGGAAAGUACCGGUGGUUCUUAUACGUGUUUACAGUCAGCUUUGUCUGGUACUGGUUUCCUGGGUGGAUUGCUCAGUUCCUAAGUUACUUUGUUUUUGCAUGCUGGAUCGCACCGCAAAACACUAUCGUCAACCAGAUUUUUGGAGGUGUCAGUGGUCUUGGUUUAAUUCCCAUUACUUUUGACUGGACUAUUAUCACCAGCUUUCUCACGAGCCCAUUGAUCUAUCCGUUUUUUGCUAUUGCAAAUAUGGUUGCGGGGGUCUUUAUCUUUAUCUUUCUGUCGGCGGUUGGCGUUGCUUAUACCGGAUCCCUUUACUCUGAGUAUUUACCCAUGCAAGACAGUCAAAGCUACGACAACACCGGACAGAUCUACGACGUCCAUCGGGUGAUGACACCGGAGCUUACCCUUGAUGUGGCAGCAUAUGAGUCUUACUCGCCGCUGUUCCUAUCCACCAACUUUGCUCUCUGCUAUGGUAUCUCAUUUGCCACUAUCUCGGCUGUUAUUGUCCACACAGUCCUUUACAAUGGAAGAGAAAUUUGGGAGCGCGCCAAGCUCGCCAGGAACCAGGACGCGGAUGUACAUCUGAAGAUGAUGAGGAAGUACCCUGACAGCCCAGACUGGUGGUAUGCAGUCCUGUAUAUUGUCCUCUUUGCACUGGCUCUUACGACAGUUCUUUACUGGGAUACCCAUAUGACCUGGUGGGGAUUCAUUGUCUGCAUGCUCAUCCCUGUCGUAUUUUUGGUACCUAUAGGUCUUGUUCAGGCGGUAACUAACUGGCAAUUGGGACUGAAUGUCCUGACUGAGUUUAUUGUUGGCUACAUGCUGCCAGGGAGACCGAUUGCUAUGAUGAUCUUCAAGACUUUCGGAUACAUCACCAUGGCCCAAGCUCUCUACUUCUCUCAAGAUCUGAAGAUGGGGCACUAUAUGAAGGUUCCCCCCAGGACCAUGUUCUCAGCCCAGGUUAUCGCUGUGUUCUGGUCAUCAAUCGUGCAAGUAGCGGUUUACAACUGGGCAUUAGGCAACAUUCGGAACAUUUGCUCGGACGAUCAAGCGGACUCUUACACCUGCCCCGGCGCAAAAGUCUUCUAUACCGCCUCGGUGGUUUGGGGUGCCAUUGGUCCCGGCCGCAUUUUCGGCCCUGGGAAAAUUUACGGCGUUAUGCAGUGGUAUUGGCUACUGGGUGCACUUCUACCCGUCACCAGCUAUAUCAUGGCUCGACGAUGGCCCAAUUCCUGGCUGCGAUAUGUCCACUGGCCCCUUAUGCUGGGAGGCACUGGAUGGAUCCCUCCGGCAACUGUAUAUACCUACCUCUGCUGGGGACUCGUUGGUUUCAUCUUCAACUUCCUCAUCAAGCGCCGCUGGCCCGGCUGGUGGAUGCAAUACAACUACAUCACGUCGGCCGGGCUCGACACCGGCCUCUUCAUCUCCACCAUCGUCAUCUUCUUCACGCUGUACCUGACCAACACCAAGCCCCCGCAGUGGUGGGGCAACGUCGACAUCUUCAACACGAAGGAUAUGACCGACACUGCUAUCCGCAAGGUCGUCGCGCCGGGCGAGACGUUCGGGCCUAAGACGUGGAAUUAAUUGAUGCCGUGUUUGGUUGGUAUCCUGGUGAUAUUGGUGCGGCAGGCAGGCUUGUGCCUUAGUUGGGCGUGGUGAAUAAUGGCUGGAAGCUUGUCUUUGCGUGUGUUUGUUGGGUGUUUUCGGGUAUUGUUCCAUCGAUUCACGGCUCGUUAAAUGAUGACGAUGAGUAGUGGGUGUGUUGAGUCAGGUGUGCAAUGCCAGUUUUGGAGCAGGUUAAUCUCUCUGGUAGAGUAUCUCAUAGGGCUAUAUAUAUAUAUAUAUAUAU
Messenger RNA from Amorphotheca resinae ATCC 22711, 2680 nucleotides. RefSeq lists its product as hypothetical. The record is from RefSeq and is a predicted model, not a curated record. Gene Ontology annotation, molecular function: oligopeptide transmembrane transporter activity. Gene Ontology annotation, biological process: transmembrane transport. NCBI's taxonomy places the organism in Eukaryota, Fungi, Ascomycota, Leotiomycetes, Helotiales, Amorphothecaceae. The transcript is spliced from 9 exons. Bases 1 to 2415 code for a protein of 804 amino acids.